Molecule: messenger RNA, 771 nt
Organism: Alternaria ventricosa
Lineage: Eukaryota; Fungi; Ascomycota; Dothideomycetes; Pleosporales; Pleosporaceae
Exons: 2
Coding region: 1-771 (256 amino acids)
Source: RefSeq, a predicted model, not a curated record
AUGUGCUUCGAUAACCAGGAGGGCGAUGACGCGGAUGCGGAAUACUGGAGCGUUGCGCUGGACGUGAUUGGGAAGUCGCGGUACCCUGACGACCCUCUUUGGAAGUUCAACAACCCGGAGCAGCAGAUGCUGUGGAUGCGCGUCAAAGGAACACCUCUGAAAAGAGGAGACAAAGGAGGACCAGCCAAGGUCGCCGACCCGUUCGGUCAAUCCACCACGGAUGAUCAGAUUUACGAGUACCAAAUCGUCGACAUGCGCCUGGUAGCUCGAGCCUACACCUUUCCCCUCAAGAAGUCUUUGACGAUUUGGGGCACGAUAGGUCACUUCCUCGGCAGCGAUGUUUGGGAACUAGAGGGGAGUCGCUUCCUCUACCGCAAAGAAGAGUGGGGUUACUAUGGCAAGAAAGGAACUCUCCGCGACAUGUUCGGCGAGUUCGUUCACUGGGAAUGGUGGGGCCUGUUCUGGGUUAUCUUCAGCAGCGUCGUUGGCGGCCUAUUCGCCAUCUUUCUCUUAUGGAAGGUGUGUUGGUGGAUCGUUGCGCAGCGCGAGCUCAUGAAGUGGGACGGUAUGGAAGAUGUUUGGGAGAACAUGAGGAGGGAUAGGGUGGCUGAAGAAGAGGGCGCGCUGCUGAACGCCCACGGCGCGUAUCGCGAUGACCCGGACGAAGGCAGCUCAUCGAGACCACCGGCAUAUGAGGAUGCGUUGAAGCCGUUGCCGAGUAAACCGCUGCCGGAGAAACCUUUACCGGCGGUACCGUUGAUCGAUGCUUGA